AUGCCAUUCUCUAAUUCAUCUUAUCAAUCUGCUACCAAUAUCUUUCUCCCAGUUUGGUAUCCGCUAACUUCUGCUUAUCGCUGCCACCAUCUCAUGUUCCCGAAUUUUUUACUCUUUUUUCUUCACUUUUUUGGCUUACCGAACUGUUUCAUUGACUCCGUUGCCACUCAUUCUCUUCGCUGUCUCUCGUUCUGGCCCCAUCCCUUUUCCAGAUUUUGUGACGGAUUGCAUCUGCUACAAACGUUCUUGCACAUGAUUCAAAUGUUUAUCAGCUAUAUGCUAAUGUUGAUCGUAAUGACCUACAACGUGUACAUGCUGAUCGCGGUGUUGCUCGGGUUCACUUUGGGCUACUACAUCUUCUCUCGUAAUCGGCCGCUGAUGCUUCGAUCACCUCAGUGCUGUCAUUAG
Molecule: messenger RNA, 408 nt
Organism: Echinostoma caproni
Lineage: Eukaryota; Metazoa; Platyhelminthes; Trematoda; Plagiorchiida; Echinostomatidae
Source: the annotation of a GenBank genome assembly